Molecule: messenger RNA, 927 nt
Organism: Rotaria sp. Silwood1
Lineage: Eukaryota; Metazoa; Rotifera; Eurotatoria; Philodinida; Philodinidae
Source: the annotation of a GenBank genome assembly
AUGGCGACAAACAACGAUGAUUUUAGAUGUAAAGUUUGUAAACAAAUAUAUACAAAUCCCGUGGUUCAUAGACUUUGUGGUAUUUCCUUUGAUCGAAGAUGUAUUGGAAGAAUAUGUCCAGCAGAAGAAUGUCGUCGAAUUAUUAAUGAAAAUGAUUUAAUAGAUAAUUAUACAUUGUUAAAAAUUGCUGAUGAAUAUCGAUUUACUUUAGAAAUACCUCCUACUUAUUAUCUUUUUCUACUUGAUACUAGUACUUCAAUGUGGUAUUCUGAUAGUUGGCUUCCUUUUGCCAUAGGCGAAAGUCGAUUCACACAUGCAAUACAGUUUUUAAACGAUUUUUUUAAAUUAAAAUUGAAUAAAAUGACUGAAAAAGUUUCAUUAGUUACAUUUGAUACAUCUCAAUUACAACGAUUCGAUUUCGAAAUAAUCAAUGAAACUCAUUUAACAAUGUUAAAAAAUUUAAAAUGUGAAGGUAAAGAUACAGCACUAUUCGAUGCUAUUACAUUUUGUCUAACAAAAAUUGAACAAUUAAAAAUAAUACUUGGUAAUCAAAUAUUAUCUUUAUAUCUUUUUAUACUUACUGAUGGAAGUAAUAAUUUUGGUACAAAAGAAUCUAUACAUGCUAGUGAAAUAUUAUGGCGUACAAGAAAACUUCAUAUAUCUGGUCAUAUUAUUCAACUAGGAGAUAAACAUAAAAAAAAAACAAGAACAGUAUGUGAUUUUAUUCAAUAUAAAUAUAAUCAUUUUACAGGUGGAAAUGUAAACGAAUUUGUUAAUUCAUUUACAAGUUCAAUUACAAUGGAAACUCAAGCUCGAAAUGUUCAAGUUCAAUCUUCAAUAAAUUCAACUGCAAUGAUGAUCAAACAACUACCCGAUGUACCAGAUAAACGCACAAAAGAACCAUCGAAACAAAAAGAACUUGCAUAA